CACGUUUGAUUGAGAUGGGAAACGGAAUGGUCCCUCAACCCCGGAUUUCAGACGUCAUAAGGUACUGCAGCAGGGGUCGAGCGGCUCCCCCGCAUUAGUCAUCCAGCUGGGGUAAUGCGGAUCUCCCCCACUCCCGCCCGAUCUCAGCUGUCAACUGAACUCCAAACCUUUAACUACCAUCGCCUCUUCAGACGGUCAAAAACUUUGCGAAACAUUAGAGCUGACGGGUUCUGUGAUUGAAUUUUUGAAAUUACCGAGUUUGGAAUUGCUGGAGUCUUAAAGUCGCUACGAUGGAGCAACAACAAAUACCCCUCAGCCACGAGGCAUCGGCUGGCAACACCAACAUGCGCGUGACGGCCUCACUCCCGCAAGAAGUUGUCCAGUGCCUAGAAAAUGCCCGCUUUCUUCACCUCGCCACCUGUUCCGACAACAUCCCCAAUGUCUCUCUCAUGAACUAUACCUACCUGCCGUCGUCGCCUCACUCCCGCUCCCCGAUCAUCAUCAUGACCACCAACCCGGCCAGCAAAAAGAUGAACAACCUCGCGAACAACCCCAACGUUUCUUUACUUGUCCACGACUGGGUUUCGCACCGCCCAACCACCACCUCCCAAGCGCGCCGCCUCUCCUCCGACGGCAGCGCAUCCCGCUCGCCCAUUCGCGAACCCCCGUCUUCCCUCGCCGCCCUCCUCUUCAACCUCAACACCUCCGCCGUAUCCUCCAUCAGCGCUACCAUCAACGGCAGCGCCCGGCUCGUCGAGCGGGGGUCUGAGGAGGAGAAAUACUACCGGGAGGUCCACUUGGAGAACAACACGUUUGACAGCGCGGCCGAGCCGGGGGGCCUCCUUGGCGCCGUUGCGGAUGGGGCGGAGGGAGUGGGGAAUAGCGCGAAUCGGUAUGCGGUAGGUGGUGAGGAUGUGAGGGUGAUCGUGGUGGGGAUACGGGACGUGCGGAUUGCGGAUUGGAAGGGGGCCGUCACGGAUUGGGUUAUUGCGGAUGGCGGGGAGGAACCGGCGAUCAAUGGGGUGUAGUGACGGAGUACCUCACUGUAGAGUUGGGUUGUAUAAUUCAUGAAUGAGCCGGAAAUGACAUGGAUGGAAAAUAGAUCCCGGGUAAUAAAAGGAGACUACAACAGUAGCUCAACUCGCUCGCGAAGGAGGAUUGACGGUUACCUUCCCAAAGCGGUUCUCACUCACUCAUCCUAGGGCGGGGGAAGUUAUUCCCCAGGGAAUUAUUAAGGUAGCCUCAUCGGUCUUGACCUCACUUAUCUAGAUACCUGCUCACUAU
This is a messenger RNA of Chaetomium fimeti, 1284 nucleotides long. RefSeq lists its product as uncharacterized. The transcript is spliced from 2 exons. The coding region runs from base 291 to 1028 and encodes 245 amino acids. Gene Ontology annotation, cellular component: nucleus; cytoplasm. The record is from RefSeq and is a predicted model, not a curated record. Lineage: Eukaryota; Fungi; Ascomycota; Sordariomycetes; Sordariales; Chaetomiaceae.